UAUAUAAUUUUGACAACUCCAAAUAAUGACUCCGAUUAGACUCCAUAAAAAUGGAGUAAGUUAAAUUAAAGGGAGAUUUAUCUAUUAUCAGAAAGCUAGAAGAAAUAGAUCAAAUAAGUUUCUAAAUUUUUUUUAUUUUCCGUUUUUUAAAUGACAAAAUUAAAUUUUUAUUGUCUCUCGAGUGUAUAUAGUAAAGUGCAAGAAUUACAACAACCUCAGCCAAUUAGACGCCGCCAAUGGUCUAAUGUGUUGUUUUAAUUGGCCAUUUCUACUGAUUACUACGAUUCCUACAUUAACUACACUCAAAAAGAGAUUAUCUAAACAGCAGUGUACACAAAAGACCACGUGCGUCCAAUAGUCCAGUUUGAUGUUUCAAGAUCGACAGCACACUUUGUGACACAUUCGUAUGCGAUUUCCUGACGGUCUCGAAUAUGGCAAUUGAUCUGGGAUUCGUGGAAAAAUGUGAGUCCUGGCGACUCCAAAGCAGAUUCUUUCCCAGUAAAGUAGGCGGCAAGCCAGCUUGGCUAGAUAUGAAAAACAUUCCCGGCAAAGAUGACCUGGAGUGCGACUAUUGUGGCGAUCCCUGCGUGUUUCUCUGCCAGAUCUACGCACCGUACGAGGAGGACGCUAACACAUUUCACAGGAUUGUAUAUAUCUUUGUGUGCAAGAAUGCAGAUUGUUGCAGACCAAAUCAGAAUGGAAACCUGAAGAUCUUCAGGUCACAGUUGAAUAGAAUAAACGAUUUUUAUCCAGCCGAACCACCAGUAGAACAAGAGGAUUGGAGAACGGACAUUGAUGUAUUGCAAUGGGCAAAAACAUGCCAUGUCUGUGGGAUUUUAGCUCCUAAUCAUUGCGGAAAAUGUAAAGUUGUCAAUUAUUGCUCACGCAUACAUCAGGUGUACGACUGGAAGAAUAGGCAUAAAGAUACAUGUGGCAUUGAAACAGCGAAAAAUAGCGAUUCCAAUUUUCUGUUUCCUGAAUAUGAGAUUGUCAUAGAGAGCGACGACACUGCGAAAGAAAAUGUUGAGGAAAACGAUUCCAAAAGUGAACAAGAGGAAGUUAAAAAAUACAAUGCAAUGUUGCAAGAUGGCAAACUUGGAAUUCAAAAUGAGAAUGUUAACGAUGAUUUACUUCAAAUGGCUAACGAUGAAAAAGAUGAGACGUUCGCAGAAUUUCGUAUGAAAAUAGAUAAUUUUCCAGAUCAGAUUUUGAGAUAUGAUAGAGGAGGAAAAGUGCUCUAUAUUUCAUCACAUAAUCAAAUAACGGACAUACCAAAAUGUCAGGAAUGCAAUGGUGAGAGACAGUUCGAAUUUCAAAUAAUGCCACAACUAUUAAAUUUUCUUAACUUAAAAGAUGUUAUAAAGUCCUUUGAUUGGGGAGUAUUGGCAGUUUUCACAUGCAAACAAUCUUGUAUACCUAUUAAAAGCAAGUAUGUAAGAGAAUAUGUAUGGAAGCAAGAUAUUGUACAGGAAGAAGUUGAAUCGAGAAUAAAUCAGAAUACUUGAGACUGCAGAGUGUACGGCGCUAAGAUGUUUCAUAAAUUGUAUCUUUGUUUUGAUUCUCACUUUGCACUCGACGCAAGCGAAAUACUGAAUACUGUACCACAAAUCUUGAAAUUCUUUCAAUAUUUGUUCAACCC
Monomorium pharaonis (pharaoh ant) is the source of this 1639-nucleotide messenger RNA. RefSeq names its product programmed cell death protein 2-like. The transcript is spliced from 6 exons. The record is from RefSeq and is a predicted model, not a curated record. Gene Ontology annotation, cellular component: nucleus; cytoplasm. NCBI's taxonomy places the organism in Eukaryota, Metazoa, Arthropoda, Insecta, Hymenoptera, Formicidae. The coding region runs from base 432 to 1505 and encodes 357 amino acids.